Messenger RNA from Physcomitrium patens, 1866 nucleotides. RefSeq lists its product as uncharacterized. Lineage: Eukaryota; Viridiplantae; Streptophyta; Bryopsida; Funariales; Funariaceae. The record is from RefSeq and is a predicted model, not a curated record.
GCAAAAGUAGGUGAAAAUUUGAACAGUAAGGACUAUGAACACAUAUGAAGAGUGUAUAAACUAUGUGCCUGAAAGAAAUGUUCCCCGAAGUUUGCAUAUACAGAGCAGUACAUUGCCCGAGGGUCAUCCACAUGCCAGAGGUUUGGAAUGCUUCACAGCGCCUGCCAUCUUACAGGAAAGGAGUAUCCACACUGCAUACCAAGAACCCUUGCAGCUCUUCCGCUUCAACACCAUGAACUUCCCUUGGCGAGAAUCUUUGACAGCAGUGCACGAGAACGAAUAUCCGGAUGUUCUGCGGGAGCCUCGAGCUCGAGCACGCGCGCUGCAGGCUGGGCAAGGCGUGGAUUCGGUGAACUCCAACCUGGAGAUUUUGCUAGAUCCCAACGAGCCCGACUUCAUGCACAUACCUACUCAACCGAUGAACAUGGACAAGACUGACUCUUUGCAGGUGAGUUUGAGGAAAAUGACCACCUUCGAACGGAAGAGUUGGUUGAGAGAUAACUGGGACAACUUCCAAAUUCUGAAACUGCAUAACCGUUCCGAUCAGUUCGAAGACCGAAUGCGGCGAUUUCUUUGUGGUGAAAGUGACAAUGUUAUGAACUCACAGACUCGCCGGUUGUUGAUGGCGUCGAAUUCGUCAUCUGAAUCCAACGUCACUGAUGACACCUUGAUGCCGGUUGAGGCCAUGAACAAUAUUGAUGAGCAGAGAAUAUGUCAAAAGGAGGGGAACGAUGAAAAGGGCAACUUCUGUACUAAACGCUUCUUCAUAACAUGGAUGUCACCUGUAAGUUCUUUCGGUCCCCGAGAGCGACUUGGUCUGCAAAGCAUCUUUAAGUGGCACCCACAUGCCUGUGUUGUGAUACUUUCGAGGACAAUGGAUUCUGACGAAGGUCAAAUUAUUCUGGAGCCGUUUAUCGAGAGAGGUUACAGAAUCAUGGCCGUGACACCCAACGUUAUUUCUCUCUUCGAGAACUUACCUGCAGCGGAAUGGUUUAAACAACAACGAGAUGGAACUGGUGAUCCUGGCUGCAUCAACUUCAUGCAAAACAUGUCCAACAUCAUGCGUCUUACGGUGCUUUACAAAUACGGGGGUAUCUACCUUGACAGUGACGUGAUUGUCCUGAAAUCUUUUGACGGGCUCAGGAAUGUCGUUGGAGCGCAGAGCAGGAGCAUUGCAGUUGGAGAAUGGACCAGACUCAACAACGCCGUGCUGGUGUUCGAUAGAGAACAUCCAGUGGUGUACGAGUUUCUUCGUGAGUUUGUGGCCACUUUUGAUGGCAGCAAAUGGGGAUGGAAUGGGCCUUACCUUGUAACCAGAGUGCUGCAGAAGGUGAAAGAACAGCAAUGGCAGAAUUGCUCCUCUGUCUCAGUCCUACCAUUGGAAGCUUUCUACCCCCUCAACUGGGUCGACAUUGUUGCUUUUUUUCAUGCCCAUUCCGAGCAUGAUCAGAGGUGGCAGGUAGUUCAUCAACCUAGAUUUAUUUGAAAUGCAAUUAAAAUCUGCGUAAACUGUUCAUUCAAUAUGGAGAAUGUUUCAAUUUUUGCACAAACUAAUGAGUUGGUAUAGUACUAUUCACAUUUAAGCAGUGAACUGCGUGUAGCAACAAUGUAGCACCAAUGUAGUGAAGGAAGGGUGUUCUUCAAUAUCAAUACAGGCAACCAGGUAUUCUUCAAUCAUUUUAGAGCUAAUGAAUCGACUCUCAUGAACGUACUCUGCAUUAUUAUUUGAACUAUUUUGAACGAGUGUAGUAUUUGGUAGUGUGCAAUAGGAGAUCAAUGUUGUCAAAUCAGGUUUUAGGCUCAGAAACUGAGGUUUGUAUUAUUAAAAACUGCCAAUGAAGCUUUGAGUUUAGUUACUCUUUUCAA